AUGGACUGGGAACAACAAGUGGCCAAGUUCCAAACGCUCGACUUCCAUCCCUACCAGUUUCACCCCCUCGCCGAAUGCCUCGAGAGCCACACGAUCUGCCAGAGAGUCGUCGUCGACCACGAGAACAGCCUGCCCAAGCGGCUGCUCCACCUGGACAGACCCACAGGGCAUGAUUUCCCCGCAAAGCUCGUGUUCACCGAGGACAUCAAGCAGAAGCCGGUACGCUACGUCGCCCUGAGCCAUUGCUGGUCGCACCUGUCGGACGCGGAAAAGUUCGCCAUAAAAACGACACCUGACAACCAAGAUCUUCGUGCCCGGAAGGUCGACGUCGGGACUUUUCCGCGUAACUACCAGGCUGUCAUGGUCAUGUGUCGAAGUUUCGGCUUUGAGUACUUCUGGAUGGAUUCGAUAUGUAUCUUACAGGACGACGACCAAGAAUGGAAAGAAGAAUCCGUCCGCAUGAGGCAUGUGUACGGUGCAGCGACCCUGACCAUUGCCCUGAACACGUCGCAAGAUAUUUUUUCCAUGGACAGGAGCAAGAAGAUCACACCCGAGUGGGAGGCGAUCAGACAACAGUGCGCUGGCACACCCAUGAAGAACCAUGUGUUCAUGAAGCGCGUUCUCGAGGGCGGCAUACUGGGAACCCGAGCAUGGUGCUUUCAAGAGCGUCACUUGUCGCCGAGGCUUUUCCACAUCCUGGACAACGGCGUCGUCUUCUGCGAGUGUGCCGAAGUCUCGGUCUUCACCAACGCACCGAAUUUGCUCGGCUUCCGUACAAAUAAGCCGCAGGGGCAAAAGCUGGCGAUCACCCAACGGCUCGUGGAGCUCAUAAACGGGUCUAAGACCGGCUUGAUGGUGCGCAUGGUGUAUUGGCAUUACUAUCUGUUGGAAUACCAGCGCAGGGCACUAUUCGACAACACAGACAACUUGACAGCCCUGGCAGGCAUUGCAGAGUCGAUGCAGUUGCACGGAGGCUGGACCUAUCUGUCUGGACUCUGGAAAGGAGACUUGCCCCGAGGGAUGUUAUGGGAAAGCACCGGUUUCGGGCGCUUGCCGUCCGAAACACACAAACGAUUUAGCCACUACCAUGCGCCAACAUGGUGCUGGAGCUCAGUCAAUGGAUCAACCAGAACUGUCCCAGAGUUGGUGGACGAGAAGGAGGCCCAGGUUUCGGACGUCUAUGAAAGGGACAAACAGGAACCUGAACGGGACCACUACGUACACUCUUCCCUGGUCUCUGACAUAUAUAUCACGGGAACAUCCACGGAACUGAACGUCAGCCCCUUGCCGAAGGGCUCUGCACUCGAACUUAAAGGCCUACUGAUCUCUGGUCGGUGUGGUCGGCGGCGUGAUGACCUAGGCGUCCAGCGCGAGUUUACCGCCUCUGACAAAGAGUGGUGGCAUGACAAUGGAACCUAUAUAAAGGGGAGUAUCACAUUCGACGUGCCUUCAGAGGCUCCUGGCCCUCUCUGGUGCCUUCUGUUGGUAAAAGCCCCAAACUUUGAUCCCGGGUUGCGGCGGGCUAGGGCCUGGACAACCUGCUUGGGAAUCGGCCUCGUGAAAACGAACUCCUCGAGAGCUCGGCCCGGUGGAAUGCGGAUGGGGCACCUUGGGGACGAAGGAAAAGAAGAGGAGGAAGAUGUGACGGAUAGCGUCCGCAGGGUGGAUUCGAUGCGAAUGGGAAGCCUUCAGGAGGACGAAGAACAAGCGAUCCAUACAUUUCGCAGGGUGGGUUUGAUGCGGUUGACCAUUACGAACGCCAGAUGGGAAGAACUCUUAUCACACUCACAGCUGCUCCGUAUAAUAUAA
Fonsecaea erecta is the source of this 1809-nucleotide messenger RNA. RefSeq lists its product as hypothetical. The coding region runs from base 1 to 1809 and encodes 602 amino acids. NCBI's taxonomy places the organism in Eukaryota, Fungi, Ascomycota, Eurotiomycetes, Chaetothyriales, Herpotrichiellaceae. The record is from RefSeq and is a predicted model, not a curated record. The transcript is spliced from 2 exons.